Messenger RNA from Triticum turgidum subsp. durum (durum wheat), 507 nucleotides. Lineage: Eukaryota; Viridiplantae; Streptophyta; Magnoliopsida; Poales; Poaceae. The record is from the annotation of a GenBank genome assembly.
AUGGCGAAGAAGCAGUUGGAGGUGUGGAUCCUCAUGCUCGCUCUGGGCGCGCUGGCCUGCUUCGACGAGGCCCAGCUGAUCGAUUGCCCCAAGGAGUGCGGCAGGGGUGCCGACGUUAUGGAGUGCCCCAAUAACCUCUGCUGCAACGAGGACGGGCGCUGCGGCAUCGGCAACAAAUACUGCGACACCGGUUGUCAAAACGGUGCCUGUUACAAUAGCUUGCGCUGCGACAGCAACGGUGAGUGCCCUAACAACUUCUGCUGCAGUGACUCUGGACUCUGCGGCCUCGGCAUUGAGUACUGUGGUGGCGAGUGCAAGAGUGGCCCCUGCAGAACCGGCGACAAGCCAUGUGUGCAGGCCCCUGAUGGUUCCUUCUCUUGUCCUAACAAGUACUGCUGCAGCGGUGAGGGUUUCUGUGGCCUCGGCAACGCCUACUGUGGUGUCGGUUGCAAGGGCGGCCCAUGCAUCAGCCCAUCCAUGUUCAACCCAGUCACCUGCUUAUUCUAG